AUGGACUGGUUGUUUGACAAAGCCCGUUACUUCAAUCGAACACUUUCCUUGUCAAUCUUUGUCAUUGCCCUAUCGACGUUCAACUAUGGCUUCGAUAACCAAGCCUUUGCGACUGCCCAAGCAAUGGAUACAUUUACUAAACAUUUUGGCGAUCUAAACUACUUAGGGUUUGCUACAGGUGUUAUCCUGGGUAGUCUCAUAUUAGCGCGACUUGGACGGCGUUGGUGGAUGUUCACUAUGAGUGUCAUAGACACUCAUAACCGCCACUAUCACCGACAACCCUGCUCAAAUUAUGGCUGCCCAGGUUCUCAACUACGUUUACUUGUCGGGACGCACCAGCUUAGUCUCACAUUGGAAGGCGUGGUCAUCAAUGCUGUCUGCUAUGGUACCAGUGGGCUUCCUGAUAACCGCGCAUGGCGCAUCCCUCUCGGCCUAUUCUACGUAGUCCCUACCAUCAUCGUGGCCUCAAUAUUCUUCCUUCCCGAGUCUCCCAGGUGGCUGAUUCGGCAGAAUAGAGUGGAGGAAGCGAAGGCGAGCCUGCAGAGGCUUUGCGAGGGGGCUUUCAAAGCGGACCAAGUCGACAAGGAAUUUAGAGAGCUGGAGUUUGCCCUGGAAAAUGAGGUUGAGCAGGGCAAUUUCGCUGAACUGUUUCGGGAAAAGAACCUCAAGCGCACCUUCAUCGUGGUGGCCGUCAACUUCUUCGAGCAAGCUACUGGACAGGCCUUUACGUCGCAGUAUGGCGGGGUCUAUGUUCGGUCGCUGAAGGUAUUCAAUCCCAUGUUAUAUACUCUCAUGAGCAGCUGCAUCUCGUCCUUCGUCAUGAUAUGUAUUUUAUGCAUAGCAGACAAGGUCGGGAGACGGAAGCUACUCAUGCUCUCAUCCGUCAUCAUGCUUUCUGGCAUCAUCACUAUGGCCGGCCUCGGUGUUAAUGAGCCGGUCACCACACAACGGAUGAAAGGCGUCAUCUCCUUGAUGGUUGUUUUUGGCGUCGGCUUCGCCGGCGGUUGGGGUUGGUUGACCUAUGUCGUAGUGACCGAAGUAAACUCGCUGCGACUGAGAGAUCAUACCUUUCACCUUGGAUUUGCCAUCAACGUCUGUUUCAAUUUCGCCGUCAACUUCUCCGUCCCAUAUCUUGUUUUCGAAGACGAAGUAGGCCUAGAAAGCAAAGUGGGCUUCAUCUUCGGUGCCGUCGCUUUCUUGUCGCUUGUCUUCACUUAUUUCUGCGUACCCGAAUGUAAGGGCAAGACGCUAGAGCAGGUCGACCGGCUCUUUAACAAUGGUUUCAGGCUGCGCGAUUUCGGCAAGACUGAUGGGUCUAGAAUGCUGGAUCAAGGAGCCGUGGGAUGA
Messenger RNA from Aspergillus nidulans FGSC A4, 1347 nucleotides. RefSeq lists its product as uncharacterized. The record is from RefSeq and is a predicted model, not a curated record. Bases 1 to 1347 code for a protein of 448 amino acids. Gene Ontology annotation, cellular component: membrane. The transcript has 6 exons. Gene Ontology annotation, molecular function: transmembrane transporter activity. Gene Ontology annotation, biological process: transmembrane transport. NCBI's taxonomy places the organism in Eukaryota, Fungi, Ascomycota, Eurotiomycetes, Eurotiales, Aspergillaceae.